Epinephelus moara (kelp grouper) is the source of this 1542-nucleotide messenger RNA. RefSeq names its product E3 ubiquitin-protein ligase TRIM33-like. The coding region runs from base 212 to 982 and encodes 256 amino acids. Lineage: Eukaryota; Metazoa; Chordata; Actinopteri; Perciformes; Serranidae. The record is from RefSeq and is a predicted model, not a curated record. The transcript has 6 exons.
AGAAGCUGAGCUUGAACCUGGACCUGAAGUAUCAGACGGAGAAGCUGAAGAAGGGAGCUCAGUGAUUGGAUACCUGAACUGCAGUCUGAGCCAAUGGCAGCCCAGAGUGUCUCUGUACAGGCUGCCUGUAUCUUUGCCCCGCCCCGGACACCCCCUCCCUGGUUUUCGUCUGGUCCUCGGAGAUGCUGAAGACGAGAUUUUCCUGGAAGAGAUGAGCGAUGACAGUCAGUCUGACGAUGAUGACAUCAUUGAGAUACUGCCAUCAUCACCAGAGUCACCUGUGAUGCUGAUGAUGGUCACCUGCUCCGCCUGUCGAUCAACCAACGGUUCAAUAGUCUGCACAGCCUGCGGUCGAGGAUAUCACCGAGACUGUCACAUUCCUCCGGUCGGACCUCACAUACGGUCAGAGUGGAUCUGCUCUCUGUGUCAGGACCUGUCUGACCCCUCGGACCCCUUCAGCUGUGACAGACCUCCGAGACUUCAGAGUUACGGUCUCAGUCUGCUGGACCAGAGGAGGUGUGAGAAUCUGCUGCUGCAGCUGAUGGUCGAAGGCAGCGCUCAAUUUUCUCAGUCUCAGGUGAUGUUGGUGUCGAAGCGUCUGACAAGCGGUUCUCCUUCAUAUCAAACACCUGCAGAGUUCCUCUCAGACAUCUGGAGUCUGUUCAAAGACACAUCACAGGACGACGACGUUCUGAACAAACUGCAGGACCGUCUGCAGCGGCAGUGGAUGACAAGUUUAAAGCUUCUUCCUUCAGUCAGCAGCAACACUGAUGGAGUCAGAGGUGCGUUCAGCUCCAACAACAACAACAACGACACACGAGAGGUUACCGAGGUGGGAAAGGGGUCAAAGGUCACAACUGAGAAGAAGGAAGUGAUCAGCAGCAAGUCCAAACUGAGGGAGACGAGGAAGAGGCUGAGAGAGUUUCUGGAUCUGAUGGAAACGUCCCGCUCCAAGAGGACGAAGGCGGACAACUGCUCCUGAGAGUGACCGAACACAACUAUGACAUCACGACCUAACAAUGCUGAAACCGUUUCCUGUCAUGAUGCUGCAGAGUUUCAAUUACAUACUUUUUUUUGUUUGUUUGUUUGUUUGUUUUGCUCUGUGUCAGGCCCCCACGAAAGCAGCUCCGUCUUGUAGACAUUUUCUUCUCAGCAGCCGCUUGUGAAAAAUCUCCUGUAGCUCAAAACUCAUUUCCCCACAGACCGCCGUUUGAAAGAGACGUCUAUAAAACAGUCGACACCUCGAAGUGCCGACAAGGUCAAACUGUGACUCUUAAUGUUCUGAAUUUUUGAGCCAGGGUGGUUCUAAUUUUGUAAAAGUUUACUGGAGCUGAGAAAAGUGAUUAAAAUAUCUGUGACAUCAUCACAAUGUAAGGUCAAUGAGCUGAGCUGGAAUUGGUGGGCGGGGCCAGCGGGAGAAACACUACUGUGCCUCUUUAGUGGGUCACAUACCUCUGAAGUUAUUAUCAUAUGUCUGUGGUCUGUUUUUGUAUUUAACUUUAUUUAUACUCAAUGUUUUAUAAUAAACAGCAUUUUUUUCAA